Eriocheir sinensis (Chinese mitten crab) is the source of this 944-nucleotide messenger RNA. RefSeq lists its product as uncharacterized. The transcript has 7 exons. The coding region runs from base 76 to 720 and encodes 214 amino acids. NCBI's taxonomy places the organism in Eukaryota, Metazoa, Arthropoda, Malacostraca, Decapoda, Varunidae. The record is from RefSeq and is a predicted model, not a curated record.
CGCCUCAGUAAGACCACGAGCGAUUGAGUGAAAACACUGCCGCCCCAGUGGUUUCUUUGCGGUCAGGAGACGGCAAUGUUACGAGUGGGAGGCUGGGGCGCCGCCAAGGUGGUGGUGGUGCUGGCGGUGUGGUCAGCGAGCGUCGCCAGCUGCCUCGCCAUGCCAGGCGCGGACCCGGCGUGCGGUGCGCUAGGGCCCGGUGAGUGCAUGGCGAGGACCAGCAAGUGCAAGCUGGUGAAGGAACUGGUCAAGGGCAAGGGCGGACACGUCAAGCCGGUCUUGGACUGCGCCACGACUCUUGGAAUCCCUAAGAUGCAGGUCGUUGGCAAGAUUGGGCCGGCCUUCGCGGAGGGCAAGCCGGAAACCAUCGUGGACCGCAUCACCAACGACAGUGCCCUCUCGGCGCAGCUCCACCUGUGCGUGUACAAGGCGAGCGGUCUGGUCGCCCCGGACGGCACCAUCGCGCGUCAGGCCAUGAUCAACAAGCUCACGGCGCGGGGAGUCUACACCCACCCCACCAUUAUUGACAACGUGGCGGCUGCUCUCUCCGCUUGCCCUGAGCCUCCCCCCGCCAAGGUGGAGGAGUACUUGAAGUGCGUCAGGAACACGUGUAUACAGCAGAUGCCGCCGUCCGUCUCCUCACUUCCAACUUUCGGCCUCGAGGAGGAUGGCGAUGAUGGCGACAAGAAGUGCAAAGGAAAGAAGUGCAAAAAACACUGAGGUGGUCUUAAGGACUGAAAAAUCCUUGCUUGAGCGGCGGGCGGGACGCGAACGCUGGUCCUCCUGAACGCCGAGCCGGCAUGCAAACCACUAAGCCAGCGCCUCCCCAGCAGCAGUAGUUGUAGUAGUAAUCAGUAUUAUACUCAUCAUUGUUAUACGCCACAUAAGAAAAUGACUUUGUUUGUAAUUUAAAAGUGCUAAAUAACCGAUAGAUAUUGUUUUUU